Messenger RNA from Gastrolobium bilobum, 1293 nucleotides. RefSeq lists its product as uncharacterized. The record is from RefSeq and is a predicted model, not a curated record. Lineage: Eukaryota; Viridiplantae; Streptophyta; Magnoliopsida; Fabales; Fabaceae. The transcript is spliced from 3 exons. The coding region runs from base 1 to 1293 and encodes 430 amino acids.
AUGGAAAAUGUAGGUCAUGGAAAUAGAAAUGAAAGAGGACCUGAGAGGAUAGAGAACCAACCAAUAGAUGACAAUGAUAGGUCUAUGAUAGACUUUAUUAUACCUGUUUUGGAUGAGUUGGACCCAAGUAUUGCCCAGCCUGUUAAUGGAGUACCCUUUAAGUUAGAACCUGUGAUGUUCACAAUGCUCCAAAAUAUGGGGCAGUUCCAUGGUCUGUUGAUGGAAGACCCACAUAAGCACCUUAGGAAUUUCAUAGAAGUGGCUAACACUUUUAGGAAUCCCAAUAUCUCAUAUGAUGUGCUGAGAUUGAAGCUUUUCCCCCACUCACUGGAUGACAAAGCCAAAGAAUGUGACAUCACCAACUUCAUGCAGAAGGAUGGUGAGACCCUAGUGGAUGUGUGGGAGAGGUUUAAGCUCCUUCUUAAGCAAUGUCCCAACAAUGGCUUGCCAUCUUGGGCAGUGCUACAAACCCUUUACAACAGCCUUAACACUCAAAAUAGAGCCUUAGCAAAUUCUGCUGCUAAUGCCAAGUUUGAUGCACUAUCCACAUUAGUGAAAAACCAAGGACAAGCCAUUGAGGCAAGAUUGUCUCAGCCUCAAGUUCCAAUACCUCAACCUCAAGUUCUAGUACCCCAACCUCAAGUCAAUGUAGUGAACACAAGUGAAACUUGUGUUUUAUGUGGUGUCCCUCAUUUGUUUGAUAGCUACCCAUCCAACCCUGAGUCUGACUACUAUGUAGGAAACCCCAAUAGGAACCAGAAUAAUUUUUCCAACAAUUUUAAUCAAGGUUGGAGGCAGAACCAACAGCCCCAAUAUUUUCAAGGGCAAGGGCAGCAAGCUGGACCCUCUAAUGCCCAAACCAGGCCACCUUUUCCCCCUCAAAAUUUCCAACAACUUCCAAGGCAGCAAACAGUUGCCCAAUCUUCAGUCCCAUUUACUCAAAACCAAGCUAGUGAGAUGACUUCCUCUUCAACCUCUUCCUUAGAGGCUUUGUUGAGAGAGAAUUUGGUCAAAAAUGAAACCAACCAAAACAGCUUGGAGGCUGUAGUGCAGAGCAUUCCUGAAUCUUUGAGGAAUUUAGAAUCCCAACUAGGCCAUUUAGCAAAUGCUUUGAAUAGCAGACCCCCAGGUACUUUUCCUAGUAACACUGAAGAGCCUAGGAGAAAUAAUGAGCAAUGUCACAUGAUAGAGCAUAGGAAUGGCAGAUCUGUGAAUCAGCCAGAAGAUGUGGUUAGACCUUCCAUAUUAAAAAAAAAAAAAAAGAAGAAAAAGUGCAGCAAGAAAAAGAUUUAA